Anastrepha obliqua is the source of this 2175-nucleotide messenger RNA. RefSeq names its product dynein regulatory complex subunit 3 (gene TbCMF46). The transcript has 7 exons. The coding region runs from base 478 to 2175 and encodes 565 amino acids. NCBI's taxonomy places the organism in Eukaryota, Metazoa, Arthropoda, Insecta, Diptera, Tephritidae. Gene Ontology annotation, molecular function: protein binding. The record is from RefSeq and is a predicted model, not a curated record.
UAUUUUUCAAUUGAACUCAAGGCACUUGAUUUCACUUUAUUUUUGAAUUCUCUGCAGCUUUGUAUAUUUUUGUGUGAAAAAAUAACUUAUUUUCCGAGUAUCUAAUAUACAACAAUCACAACCGUAACUAGCGCUGACGUUGUUAACGUUAAAGGUUCUAAGGUUAGCCACGAAUAACCGACGUAAGCAGCCGCUAGUCAAGCAGACUCAAUUCAUUCAGUACACCGAAAAUAAUAAGUAAAAAAAACGCCUGUCAACCAAGCAACACACAACAAUAAAUUGCCGAAAAUAACGAACGAACACCUUUAAGGAAGUCCGCAAGCAGCCAGUCACUGAAUCAGUCACCACAUCGAAGAGGAAGAAACUUUUUGCACCUGUUCGAAGCUUGUGGUAAAACCAGUGGGAACUACUAGUGCACAACUUAGUCUUCCAUCUCUAGCCUUUUGAAAGCCGCAUUUUUCUCAUUGGUUUUUCACAAUGACUGAGUCUAAGAAAACUGAAAACGUAAAACCUUUGGAUGAAAUAAUUUAUCCAGAAAUCGAGCCUGGCAUAAUUAGCAAGCAAAUGAUUGACAAAGCUUAUCUGGAGGAUGGCAAACAAGGCGAAGAAGCACGCCUUCAUCAAAUGGAACCCGUGGUAUAUGAACGCAUUUCCGUCUUAAGGUUGGAGUUUAAAAAUAUCUUACGAAUAGACCAUCUCUGGAUAAUGCCAAAUUUAACGAAACUCUCUCUAAAUAGUAAUAAAAUCGAGGUUAUUGAACACAUCGAUAUGUUGACUUCCCUAAAAGAACUCGAUUUGAGUUUUAAUUACAUCGAACGUAUUGAAAAUAUUAAAAAACUCGUAAACCUCGAAGUAUUAACACUUUUUAGAAAUAUGAUUACGAAAAUUGAAAACUUGGAUACUUUGGAGAAAUUGGUCAUACUAAGUUUGGGCGACAACAAAAUCCACUCCACUGAAGGGAUCGAAAGAUUUCGCUUCUUGAAAGACCUCCGCGUACUGAAUCUGGAAGGUAAUCCUGUCGGAAAGAAACCCGAUUUCCAAAUGAAUCUUUACGUUGCGGCCGUGCUGCCAAGUGUAAAAUUUUACGAAUAUAAAACAAUCACAGAAGAGUUGCGUCAAAAGGGCAAGGAAAAAUAUUACCGCGAACUGCGGGAAAUCGAAGCUAAUGAAGAGAAGGAGAUACUAGCGCGCGCUGCUAAGGCUAAGGAGGAAUAUGAUGAGCAACGCUUGGCUUCCAGCUUUGUAGAAUACCUCAACGAGCAUCAACUGUAUGAAUCUUUGUGGAAAGGAGACGAAGAUGGACAUGCAUUGCUACAGAUUGGUCAGGCAGCUACUGAUCUGGCCGACGAAUAUGACAACGAUAUCUAUGAUGUGACUCAAGAGAUAUAUAAAUAUGGUUUGGAACGCUAUGAGGAACGUGAAUUAGAAAUAAAUGAGUUUAAAGAAAAUUUGGAAGAAGGUCAGAAGUUGAUACAACAAAUGGGCCAAGAUGUUAUCGAGGGCUUUCUACACCAUAAAGAUCGAGUUUUUGAUCGGGCAUCAGCUAUACUAAAAGCACUAGAACUACGAACCGUUCGUGGAGAGGACGAAGAAUCCCCCGAGAGUUUAGAAUUAUUGGAACAAUUCGAUAAAAUUACAAUGCAAUUCGAUGAUACCAUCAAUGAAAUAUGGCAGCAGUUAAUGAGUCAAGAACUGCACUUACAUGAAAGCAUUGAGGAGUCUACAGUGAAUUUUCAACGUCGCAUACAAGAAAUGAUGGCAAAAUUUGUGGAGCAGGUGCAAACAUAUUUCGGGCAACUACGUGAUAUUGCCAUUCAUUUUUCUGAAAAUAUGGCCGAGGUAGCCACUCACUACGUCAACACCAAAUUAGCGCUGCAAGAUUUUGAUGAUGUGCCACCAGAAUUAUUGCAUUGCAUGGAAGAUCGUGAGGCUGUACUAAAUUUAAUAGCUGGCAUGAAAGAUUCACACAUACAACGUAUUGAUGAGCGAGAGGAUCGACUGAUGGUACGAAGCAGAGACUUCAUAGAAAACAUGAUCGAUGAACUGAACAAUGAUGAAUUGGAGCGCAAUAGAGCUAAAAUUCUCGAAAUUAACUCUUUUCUCGAACUGAUGGCUGAAUCUUUGGCAUCAUUGCAGAGUGAGAUCCGUGAUGAAGUAAUGAAUGAAGAAGCGUAA